Messenger RNA from Mercurialis annua (annual mercury), 1267 nucleotides. RefSeq names its product probable indole-3-pyruvate monooxygenase YUCCA10. The transcript is spliced from 4 exons. NCBI's taxonomy places the organism in Eukaryota, Viridiplantae, Streptophyta, Magnoliopsida, Malpighiales, Euphorbiaceae. Bases 83 to 1246 code for a protein of 387 amino acids. The record is from RefSeq and is a predicted model, not a curated record. Gene Ontology annotation, molecular function: N,N-dimethylaniline monooxygenase activity; NADP binding; flavin adenine dinucleotide binding.
UGCAUUCAUAUCAAAGAGCAAGAAACACUCACUCUAACCCUAGUUUACUACUUACACCUCUCCCAUAUUUUUAUUUGAAAAAAUGGAAGCCAAAGCAAUGAUAAUUGGUGCAGGCCCUGCUGGUCUAGCUACCUCUGUCUGUCUUUCUCAUUUUUCCAUUUCUAAUAUUCUUCUUGAAAGAGAAGAUUGCGCUGCUUCAUUAUGGACGAAACAUUCUUACGAUCGCUUGCAUUUACACAUCGGAAAAGAGUUUUGUGAGCUUCCAUAUUUCCCUCACCAAACCAAAACGUCAACAUUUAUGCCCAAAAAUAGGUUCAUAGAAUAUAUAGAUAAUUAUAUAUCAUUUUUCGAUGUAAAUCCCCGUUUUAAUCGUUGUGUUAGGUCGGCAUUUUUUGAUAAUGAUUCUAAAAAAUGGAUCAUUGAAGCGAAAAAUAGUGUUUCUGGUGAAAGUGAAAUUUAUUUUGCUGAAUUUUUAGUUGUCGCUACUGGCGAAAAUAGCAAAGGUUUUAUUCCUAAGAUUUCUGGAAUGGAUACUUUUCUUGGAGAAAUUAUUCAUUCUAGUGAGUAUAGAUGUGGGGCAAUUUAUGAAGGUAAAAAUGUAUUGGUUGUCGGCUCUGGAAAUUCUGGCAUGGAAAUUAGCCUUGAUCUUUCAAAUUAUGGUGCAAAUACUUCCAUUGUUGUUAGAAGCUCAUUUCAUGUGGUUACAAGAGAAAUGGUAUAUUUAGGAAUGUUACUAUUAACCUUCGUAAAUCUUCCUUUAAGAUUUGUGGACAUGUUGAUCACUUUUCUCUCAAAAGCAAUGUAUGGUGAUUUGUCGAAGUAUGGACUCCAUCGACCCUCUAUAGGACCAUUUGCAAGUAAAAUUCUAACAGGAAAAGCUCCCGUUAUUGAUGUUGGAACUGUCAAAAAGAUCCGUUCUAAAGAGAUUAAGGUUGUUCCUGCAAUUACAAAUGUGAAUCAUACUACAGUGGAGUUCAGCGAUAAUACUAUGCAACAUUUUGAUGCGAUCGUUUUAGCGACGGGUUAUAAAAGCAUUGCAAAUGAAUGGCUUAAGGACUAUCAUUACAUUCUUAAUGAAGAAGGGAUGCCCAAAAAUAAAACUCCUAACCAUUGGAAGGGUGAAAAUGGAAUAUAUUGUGUUGGGUUUGCUAAGAAUGGUAUUCCCGGAAUAUCCAAGGAUGCAAAAGCAGUAGCCGAGGAUAUCCAUGCCAUUUUAAGCAACCAAGUUAGUAAAUUUGAAGUUUAAGACGAUAGCUUUUUAUGUUCG